This is a messenger RNA of Entrophospora sp. SA101, 378 nucleotides long. NCBI's taxonomy places the organism in Eukaryota, Fungi, Glomeromycota, Glomeromycetes, Entrophosporales, Entrophosporaceae. The record is from the annotation of a GenBank genome assembly.
AGUUCUUUAUUUAGAAGAUGAUGAUAUAGGGCAUAUGAGUGAAGGAGAAUUACAUAUUCAUCGUUUAAGACGCGAUGAUGGAAUAUCAGCUGUUCGUUCCAUUCAAACUUUGGAAAUUGAACUUGCAGAAAUUAUGAAAGGAUCUUUCGAUCACUUUAUGCAAAAAGAAAUUUUUGAACAACCUGAAUCUGUGGUAAAUACUAUGCGUGGUCGUGUCAACUUUGAAAAUAAUAAGGUGACGCUUGGUGGUCUUAAAGCUUAUUUAGCAACUAUUAGACGUUGUAGACGUUUGGUUUUCUGUGCAUGUGGUACAAGUUAUCAUUCUUGCGUGGCUACACGUGCAAUUUUUGAAGAAUUAACUGAAAUUCCCAUUUCUGU